UAUAGAGGGCGCUCUUCAAAAACGAUUGACCGACAACAAAAUCCCAAACAGGCGUGCGUCAAUCUUGAUGUUUUCCGUCGUUAGGUACCGUUUGUUUCCCAGAAUUGCAGGCUUCAUCCACAGUGCAUCACACAGGAUGGCAGACUACAGGCCCAGGCCGUGCGUCCUAUGUGGGCCCUCUGGCUCCGGCAAAAGCACCUUGAUCAAGAGGCUUAUGGAGGAGUACAAAGACUAUUUUGGAUUCUCCGUCAGUCACACAACAAGAAAACCAAGGCCCGGAGAGCAAGAUGGAGUCCAUUAUCACUACACAACUCGGGAAUGGAUAGAGAAUGCUAUCAAAAAUGAUGAGUUCAUAGAAACAGCCGAGUUCUCAGCAAAUCUUUACGGAACAAGUAAAAAGGCUGUUCAAGAUGUACUGAAUAACAACAAGAUAUGCAUCUUAGACAUUGAUUUGCAAGGCGUCCUCCAGAUACAAAAGACCAAUCUCAAGCCCAUAUACAUCUUCAUCAAGCCACCUAACAUGGAAGUUCUGGAGGAGAGGUUGCGGAAUCGCAAGACAGACACAGAGGAGGCGAUCCAAAGGAGGCUAGACAUAGCGAGGAGAGAGAUGGACUACAUUCAACAACAAAAAGAAUUGUCCAACUCCGAUACUCACAUCGUCGUGAAUGACGACGUCGAAAUCGCCUACGAGAAACUCCGUGGAAUACUCAGCAGUGUACUUGCAACUCUCAAGGAUCUCAAGUACAAGCAGAAAUCGCUCAUCGACCCCCCGUAAAGGCCCAUAAAAUGAAGUAAAAUCCUAAGAAAUCUCAUUUUUGCACAUUAGAGUCUUUGUAGACAUGAUAGAGAAAAAAAUAUUGAGCUGGGUUUUUUAUCUGAAUAUGUUGUAUAGCCAAAUAAAGCUUAUUUUGUUUUUUUUCGUAAAAAAAACGUGUUUUGCUUUAUUGUUAAAUAUAGUGCUAAGAGAAUUUGCUUGUUUAGAACGGGCCUGACCAUGGAUUCCGCUCUGGCCCUUUUCAGCGACCAGGCCCCCAGCUGGUUUUAAACGCACUUGUGUAAUACCGGCCAAGCAAAUAUUUAUUCCCAGUCAUAUUUAUAUCCAAAAUUCAAAACAAGUCGAAAUUUAUAAAUUUCCAACGAUGUUGUUCAACACUUUCAGUUUGUGUUUUGUGAAACACCUCUCUACUUAUGUAUGGUUAUGGUAUGUGCCUCGUGGGAGAACUAAAAAUCUCCUUAUAUGGAGGUUGGCACAUGCGCGUGGCACACACUGUGUGAUGUGGCGCAGAAUGCAGCGGUGUUUUACAAGCAGUUUAAAACCACCCACGUCACGGUCUCUCGACCAAUAGGAAUGGGUAAAGUGUCUCAGGUAUUUGUGAAUAAGGAAUUUCAGGUCGCUGCAUUGAUUUCUUUUCCGUAAUAUCAACCAAAAUUGCGAGGACCAUGUAGAAGCGACAAAAUAUUAUGUGCUGUCGUCAAUCCAAUGGGCAACAGAAGUUUGGAAGAAUAAUAUAAAAAGAUUAGCGAGAAGUUUUUAAGCUUUAUAUAAUUGGCACAACUUUUCCACCAAGUUACGAAGCAGCACAGAAGUUGAACCCAUUGUUUUUCAGUGUACUGUAUCAAUACAUGUAGUAAGGUUUUUUUUUAUAACUUGUACGUUGUUCUUUGUCUACACUCGUUUUCUUAUGUUUUUUCUUCAUUUGUGUGUGUGUGUGUUUUUUAGUGUAACACUGUGCUUUGCAAUGAGAAGUUAACUACAAAAAGCGAAGAAAAAUAUUUUUUGAAACAAAUUCUUACGAACUGCAUUUGAAAAGUCAAUUUAUUUGGAAGAUUACCCUUUCUUUGGUUUAUGAAAAAAGUUUAGUGUGUACAUGUUAAAACGUGCUAUCGAACACAAGGUCUAACCAAUGUUUAUUUUCUACGUAUUGGUAAAUAAAUUAUCAAAUGGGCGAAUGUAGCUAUGUGAAUGAAUUUAGCCUAUGAUAUCUGUAGGAAUAAAACUUACAUUGUAAAGUGGUUAUUAUAAUGCUGGUGUGUGAAAUAUAUGUAUAGUAUGCCCUAGAAUGUGAAAAGGUUGCUUUAUAAGUACAUAUUUUAUCAUCCAUAAAAUGUAAUGGCGUUGAAGCUUUACGAAAACAAAUAUAGUCUCAUUUUUUUUUUUUUAAGUUUUGUG
Molecule: messenger RNA, 2170 nt
Organism: Patiria miniata (bat star)
Lineage: Eukaryota; Metazoa; Echinodermata; Asteroidea; Valvatida; Asterinidae
Gene: guk1
Product: guanylate kinase-like
Exons: 7
Coding region: 68-775 (235 amino acids)
Biological process (GO): purine nucleotide metabolic process
Cellular component (GO): cytosol
Molecular function (GO): GMP kinase activity
Source: RefSeq, a predicted model, not a curated record